AUGGCACCCUCCGAGGAAGUCAAGGCCGGCAUUGAUGACUUUGCCGAAAAGUCAUCCAGGAUGCUUGGGGAGAUCUGGGAAAAUCCCGAGUUGGCUUACGAAGAACAUAUUGCACACGAUACAAUGUGCGCAGCUCUCGAAGCUAACGGAUUUGAAGUAAUACGCCAUGCACAUGGACUUGACACUUCCUUCGAAGCCACCUUUGGAUCUGGUGGUCGCUUGAUGGUAUUUUGUGCCGAGUACGAUGCUUUGCCUGACAUUGGCCAUGCAUGUGGACAUAAUCUCAUUGGCGUCGCAAGCUUGACGGCUUUUCUGGCCUUAGCCUCUGUUCUGAAGGCGACCGGCCAGCCCGGAAGAAUUCGGCUUCUGGGCACACCUGCUGAGGAACAUGGUGGCGGAAAGCUCGAUCUGCUCAAGGCAGGCGCUUUUGAAGGAGUGGAUGCCGCCUUAAUGUCCCAUCCAAUGCCCCAUCAUUACUAUCACGAAAAGCAUGGUGCCGUUGGGGCUGCUGGUGCUCGCCUUGUUGCAAAACAGUCAAAGCUCGCCGAGUACAAAGGGAGAACUGCUCAUCCAGCCGCCAAUCCAUGGGAUGGCAUCAAUGCACUGGACGCGGUUGUUGCCGGAUACAACAAUGUCUCUCUACUACGGCAGCAGAUGCAUCCAACCCAACGGGUGCAUUGCGCUAUCGUCGAUGCCCCUAAAAGAACCAACAUCAUAGCUGGUGAAACGGCUAUUGCGUGGCAGUGUCGUUCCCCCAAAAUGAGUGACUUGCAAACGUUAACGCAAAGGCUCUGUUCAUGCUUGCAUGCUGGAGCUUUAGCCACUGGAUGCGAAUUAGACUUGAAAGACGAAACUGCCUAUUCUGAUCUUCUGAUCAAUGACACAUUGUGCGGACUGUAUCAAGACCACAUGGCCGGUUACUCUCAAACUGUAAUGAAAACGGAUCCGGAAUACAUUCAGGCCUCUACAGACUUCGGCGAUGUGAGCUAUGCAGUUCCUGCGAUCCAUGCAAUGUUUUGUAUCCCAGUCAAGGAAAAGGGCGUCGUCACCCAUCACUGGUCUUUCACUGAAGCUGCAGGCAGUGAUGUUGCGUUCCAAAUUUGCCUGACGGUUGGAAAGUGCCUGGCCCUAUGUGCGUGGGACUUGUUGUCAGACGAUAGCAAAUACGAGGCUGCUGUGGCAGACUGGAAAAUUGCAAGGCGCGAAUAG
This is a messenger RNA of Penicillium odoratum, 1209 nucleotides long. Its product is annotated as M20 family metallopeptidase. Gene Ontology annotation, molecular function: dipeptidase activity. The transcript is spliced from 5 exons. Lineage: Eukaryota; Fungi; Ascomycota; Eurotiomycetes; Eurotiales; Aspergillaceae. The coding region runs from base 1 to 1209 and encodes 402 amino acids. The record is from RefSeq and is a predicted model, not a curated record.